AGAAUUUCUAUAAUAUAAUGACUAAACUAUAAAUUUCUGUUCAAAGUAAGUGUCAGAAGGCUACAAUGGAUCCAAAUACAAAGUUUUAUCCCUUGAUUAGUUCGAUUCAGAAGGUUGCAUUGUUCGAAACAAAAACGAAACUUUACCUAAUUGGAAGCAACAGCCAAGAAACUCGUUUCCGCCUGUUGGAAAUCGACCGCAAAUCACCAGAGCUAUCGAUUCACGAGAAUGCACACGAACUGGAAAAGAGCGAUAUUCGCAAAUUUGUCCAGUCGAGAUCUUUCAUACGAUCCAUCAGUGCCUAUGGUGUGCUGGGAUUCAUCAAAUUCCUCGAAGGAUAUUACUUGAUUCUGGUGACCAAGAGAACCCGAUGUGCAUUUAUAGGGAAACACAUUAUCUACACGAUCAAAGACACGGCUAUGAUUCGGGUUAAUGAGGCUCCUGUUGGAAAGCAGAUUCAUCCCUUGGAGCAACGUUACGUGAAGAUGUUCAACAAUGUGGAUUUGAAAAGUAAUUUCUACUUCAGCUACAGCUACGAUUUGACUAGGAGUUUGCAGUAUAACGUUUCGACGCCUAAGUUUGUCGGAAGCCGUAGUGAUAUAGAGCAGGACGAACCGUUAAUGUGGAAGAACAAAGCCGGUGAGAAGACCACCUAUGCGUUUCGUGGUGUAUCUCGGGAUAGGUUUGUGUGGAAUGCAUAUUUACUGAAACCGAUGGAAGGAAUUCUGCUCAAGGAUUGGAAGUUGGAAGUUAUACAUGGGUUCAUCAGCCAAUCCAGCAUUAGCAUCUUCGGGCGACCUAUCUACGUGUGUUUGAUUGCAAGGAGAAGUACCCGGUAUGCUGGAACCAGGUUCUUGAAACGAGGUGCAAACUAUUUUGGAGAUGUUGCCAACGAAGUAGAAACUGAACAAAUUGUACUCGAUGGGACAAGAAUGUGCAGCUUUACACAGUUGCGAGGUUCGGUUCCUUCCCAUUGGUCGCAAGAUGUUAGUAAAAUGGUUCCAAAACCUCAGAUUGCACUUGAUCUGUCCGAUCCGUAUGGAGAAACGUCCGGGAAGCAUUAUCAACGGUUGAUGUUUCAUUACGGAGCACCGAUCAUCAUACUCAAUCUUGUAAAGAAACGAGAGAAGCGAAGACACGAAAGUGUGCUAAGUAGUGAGAUGGUUGCGAGUGUCGAUUAUUUAAAUCAAUUCUUGCCUCCACAAUUUCGAAUAAAGUACAUUGACUUUGACAUGGCUAGAAAGAGCAGAGGCAAGGGCAGUGUCAUGGAAAGUUUAGCUAAAUAUGCAGAGAACGUAAUUCAGCAAACCGGUAUGUUCUUCCUCGAUGAAGAAACAACUACGCAACAAACGGGUCUCGUGCGGGUUAACUGCGUUGAUUGUCUGGAUCGUACCAACACUGCUCAGUUUGCCAUUGGAAAAUGUGUCCUUGCCCAUCAGCUGUACGAGCUUGGAUUUCUGAAGGAAAGGAAAUUGGAGUUUGAAUCCGAUUGUGUAACUAUGUUGGAGAAUCUCUAUGAAGACCAUGGUGAUACGCUGGCUCUGCAAUACGGCGGUUCCCAGUUGGUCCACCGUAUAAAGACCUAUCGCAAGACAGCUGCUUGGGCUUCCCAAGGAAAUGAUAUUAUACAGACCAUAAGUCGAUAUUGCAGCAAUACGUUUAGCGACACGGAAAAACAACACAGCAUCAACCUGUUUCUGGGUUACUACAUUCCAUCAGAAUCUGAAGUCAACAAACCUACGCACAUCUGGGAUCUGGAGACCGAUUUCUACAUCCACAACUCACGUGUGGAUGUGAUACGGCAAAUCUCUCCGGAACCGUUGACUCAAUGGGUGAGACCGUUCGUCAUGAAACACCUCCCCUACUCCACUAGCGACAAUCAUCGCGUUGUCAAUGAACUUAUCAAAAUUCAUUCCACCGAUGUGGAGAUCAUCGAUUACUAUUCCAACUUCUACUACAACUUCAAACUGACAUCAUUCGAAGAGAACAUUGCCUAUCAGUUGUCGCUGCUGGCGAGAAACUUUGUACCGACAUUCCGUACAAACUUCAGUCCUUUCGAACCGAUCCGUAGGCGCGAAAGUGCAGCAAUCAAAAAUCCUUCCCUGACCGGUCAAUCCUCGACAAGCUCCACCAACAGCUCGUCGUCCAGUUUGGAUGAGGAUUCCGACUCGGAGGACGACGACCGAAGCAUUCGGAAUACAGCUCCCAAUAGCAGUGCCAACAGCAGCCGAGCCGAAGAUCCAGUCACUAUUAGCAGUAUGUUCCCAAUGACCGGGGACGUUUAUGGGUUCGAACUCAAAGUUCCAAAGAAAGCGGAUAUGUUGAAAUACCACAAGUACGUCCAGAUGAAUCGAAUCUGUAAUCCGCAGAACUACGCCGGAGUGAAGAAUGAUUCACACCAGCAGCAGCAGCAAUCAUACUUGCAGGGACAACAGCCGGUGGAUGGAAUUGUGAUACAGAACAAUGAAAUCAACUUUCGAAAAGAUGGUUCUCUAUCGAUUUCUCAGAAAGACAUUGCAAUACCGACGGUUAGUACCGAGAGUAUUGCCAUCUACGAAAAAUAUUGCAAUAUGCGACAGUCUUUAAUGGAGCCCAUGAACGUCGAUCCGGUUAUUAUGAAGUAUGUGAAGACGUACGUUUGAAUGUUAAAUAA
This is a messenger RNA of Ochlerotatus camptorhynchus, 2653 nucleotides long. It is a transcript of the gene FIG4, whose product is annotated as polyphosphoinositide phosphatase FIG4. Gene Ontology annotation, molecular function: phosphatidylinositol-3,5-bisphosphate 5-phosphatase activity. Gene Ontology annotation, biological process: phosphatidylinositol dephosphorylation. The transcript has 4 exons. Bases 66 to 2642 code for a protein of 858 amino acids. Gene Ontology annotation, cellular component: intracellular membrane-bounded organelle. Lineage: Eukaryota; Metazoa; Arthropoda; Insecta; Diptera; Culicidae. The record is from RefSeq and is a predicted model, not a curated record.